This is a messenger RNA of Musa acuminata AAA Group (dessert banana), 1247 nucleotides long. RefSeq lists its product as uncharacterized. The record is from RefSeq and is a predicted model, not a curated record. Gene Ontology annotation, cellular component: trans-Golgi network; membrane. Gene Ontology annotation, biological process: endoplasmic reticulum to Golgi vesicle-mediated transport; vesicle fusion with Golgi apparatus. Bases 75 to 836 code for a protein of 253 amino acids. Lineage: Eukaryota; Viridiplantae; Streptophyta; Magnoliopsida; Zingiberales; Musaceae. The transcript has 2 exons.
ACACUCUGCGAGGCACAACCCAACUCGCCGUACUUACCGAGUCCUGACUCAGCAUCUCGACUCCGAUCGCCGUGAUGGCCAAGGAGUUCUCCGUUCCGCCGGUGGUCUUCCCCUCGUCGGCCGGGAAUCCCAACGUCCCCCACCAGCGUCGCGCGCCGGGGACGGCCCCGCAGCCCUUCCAGCCGCCUCGCCCCUCGAACCCCGGCCCCGCCAACCCUCCCCUCCCCUUCAUGUCCUUCGACAUCGGAUCCGCCCCGGCCUCCUCCUCCUUCUCCGCCCCCGUCUUCUCCUCUGCCUCCGUCCCCGGCUCCUUCGAGGACGAGCCGCCCCUCCUCGAGGAGCUCGGCAUCAACACCCGCCAGAUCUGGCGCAAGACCGUCUCGAUCCUGAACCCCUUUCGCGUGAGCCCUAGUCUCCACGAGGACGCCGACCUCUCCGGACCCUUCCUCUUCCUCAUGGCAUUCGGGCUCUUCCAGCUUCUCGCCGGAAAGUUCCACUUCGGGAUCAUCUUGGGUUGGGUCACCGUCGCCACCCUCUUUCUCUACGUGGUCUUCAAUAUGCUCGCGGGACGCAACGGGAACUUGGAUCUGUACCUGUGCUUGAGCCUGAUUGGGUACUGUAUGCUGCCGAUGGUGAUCUUCUCGGCUCUGUCCCUUCUUGUGCCCCACGACGGCGUUGUGAUCUUUCUGUUGGCGGCGGUGUUUGUGCUGUGGUCAACGAGAGUGUGCACGGGGUUUCUGGUGGAGUUGGCAUCGUGCGGAGAUGAGCACCGUGGUCUCAUCGCCUACGCUUGUUGGCUCGUGUACAUGCUUUUCUCGCUGCUCAUUAUAUUCUGAUUCUUGCACUUACUAUGAUGUGUAGCUCUUCUUUCCUACUUCACAUGGAUAAUAAGCUCAUUUUGGGUUCUCGUCCUCCUCUUCCAGAAUCUGGGCUCAAGAAAUGACACUUUCAAAGAUCAUUUGCAGCAAUUACCAAGAUAAGUGGUGGAAGAGUGGCAGAUUCCAUGUACAAAGGUGCGCAUACCGGAUGAAUACGUAACGUUGUGGCUCUAUGUGCCAGGACUUAAGAGGAUUCCUCAUGUUGAAUUGCAAAUGCAAAUACAUGUCAAGCACGUCUUUUGGAGUUUAUGUCCUAUAACCAUUUGUUGAGUUGACCACUAGAUAGUCAAUUCAUUAGUGAGGGGCAGGACUUGUUAUCUUAAUCUUGUAUUUGUGGUGGAAGGAAAAUUGUGCUUUUCUUUUCUUUUA